AUGGUUGAUGAAAAUAGCAAUGCUAAUGUGAACAAUAUCACAAAUAGUAUCAAUAACAAUAUUAACACUAUAAAAACCAUUAAUGAUAAGGAAGAUCACUUAAGCCCAAUGUCAAAGAAUACUGGUGCCAUACCAAAAAACAAGCCAAAUACAUUGAGCUCGCAUAAAACGGAAAACAUCCAAACUGGAAUGGACCGUUAUGUAACUUAUACAAAACGUAAGUCCAGCCCUAGGACUUCAAAAUUGGAACCAAAUCCAAAACAGGCGAAAACAAAUUCUGUAAGUCAAAAUCGUUUUGCACUCCUUGACAACCAGGAAAGGGAAAAAGCACCAUUCAUGCCUCUAAAAGAUCACAAGCCACCUCCCCUCUAUUUGCGCGAACAUACCACAAAUCUAUUUGUUAAUAAGUUGUCCCAACUUGUAGGCAAAGAAAUUUUCCACGUAGUCUCCCUACGCAAAGGAAACAUUUAG
Messenger RNA from Lucilia cuprina (Australian sheep blowfly), 471 nucleotides. RefSeq lists its product as uncharacterized. Bases 1 to 471 code for a protein of 156 amino acids. NCBI's taxonomy places the organism in Eukaryota, Metazoa, Arthropoda, Insecta, Diptera, Calliphoridae. The record is from RefSeq and is a predicted model, not a curated record. The transcript has a single exon.